AUGACCGUGCUGGCUCUACGGCCCUGUGUGGCAUCACUUUUCUCCCAACAAAGGCCCCGGGGAGAGCGGCUACGUUGGAAGCCCACGCCGUUCUGGUGGCCAGUCGUUGGAAACCCGUUGCGGCCUGCUGGUUCAACGGCUGUCUUCUCUCUUAUCUCUCUGUGGUUCCGAAUGGAAGUAUAUGUAUACUCGUCCAUCGUCUGCAUCGCCUGUCUAAUCCUUUCCCCUCCGUUUCUUCAUCUCAUUCAUCGUCACUCGUUCCAACCCACCCCCCCUUCCAUUCAUUUUUUAGCCGGCCGAGCUGCGUUCUUUUUCAGAAAAACAAUAGACAAUAAUCCCGUUUGUUUACCAUUGAUUCUUUUUUCCCCUUCGAUCCUUGCCGCUUAUCUUGCCAAAAUCAACAUGAAAUUCUCCCUCGUCCCCGCCGUCUUCGCCGCCGCUCUCGUCGUGCACGCUGCCCCUAUCAGAGAAGCCGGCGAAGCCAGCAAGCGCGAGUUCAACAUGGGCGGCCUGCCCUUUGGGAGCGUCCUCGGCAGCGGGACCCCACAGGAUGCUGCUCAGGGUGCCGUUGCGAAAGUUUUUGGACUCGGUGAUUUGGCUCUCAAUGGCCCUGCCAGUCUUAUUGGGCGUUCAUGA
Messenger RNA from Ustilaginoidea virens, 636 nucleotides. RefSeq lists its product as uncharacterized. The record is from RefSeq and is a predicted model, not a curated record. The transcript has a single exon. Lineage: Eukaryota; Fungi; Ascomycota; Sordariomycetes; Hypocreales; Clavicipitaceae. Bases 1 to 636 code for a protein of 211 amino acids.